UCGCUAGUGAUUUUCCCCUCAUACGGUACGAAUCAGUGUUACCGGGUGUGCGAUCACGAGCGCACGAAAAACAAAGACGGUGAAAAUAUUUGUUCUGCAUAAAGAAGAGAGAAAAGAAAAGUAUAUGUGCGCACGCUUAAGAACGAAGAAGACAGAGCGAGACGAGAGAGCGCAAAGGAAGGGAGAAAAGAGGCGUGCAGUAAGACAGGACGUAGAACGGCCGCCGCCGUUGUGUUUGGGCUCGGCUCGGUUGUGCCGCUUCCGUUAUGACGAUACGAUCCAGCGCUUGGCGCUGCGACCGGGCAAUAAGUUGUUUGUGAUUAUGCGUAACUGACGUGAUUCUGUUUUAUGAAGAACCCAGAAGAAACGUGAUGGAGGUGGUUCACAUCGUUUUCCAAUUUGAUUGGUAAACUGAUUCGUUCGUUGAUCGUUAAAGAGUUACCCGUACGCCAUGUGCUAUUGCCACGCGUGUUUCCUCUCUCUUUGGACUAUUCUCGGUUAAAUUUCCAGAAAAAUAUCGCUGGAUCGUUUUAACAAGAAUUACCACUUGUGAUCUUAGUGUUUCGUGUUAGUGUAAGCGUGGGAAGAUACUUUUUUCUCGUUCAACACCUCUGCAUUUUUGGGCCCCGUUUGUACCGAGGGCCAGAACGAGAACAAUAACGGGAGACGUAGGAUAAAAGGAUAGACGGCGGAUUCAGCGAGCCUCGAGUACGAGAGAUAACGCGAGGAGCGCAAGUGGUGUAUCAAGAUGGCGCAUAAUUUGGCACCGAGCGUCAACUGUUCGCUCGACGACAUUGAUCUAAACGCUUUGAAGGAACCUGCAGGUAUCUUUGAGCUAAUUGAAGUGGUCGGCAAUGGAACAUACGGUCAAGUUUAUAAAGGUCGACAUACCAAGACCGGUCAGUUGGCAGCCAUUAAAGUUAUGGACGUUACAGAAGAUGAAGAGGAAGAAAUCAAAUUAGAAAUAAAUGUAUUAAAACGGUAUUCCAAUCACAGAAAUAUAGCAACAUAUUAUGGUGCCUUCGUGAAGAAGUCAUCGCCUGGAAAGGAUGAUCAGUUAUGGUUGGUUAUGGAGUAUUGCGGAGCUGGCUCCGUUACGGAUCUUGUCAAGUCAACAAAGGGCCAGAGUUUGAAAGAAGAAUGGAUUGCUUAUAUAUCAAGGGAGAUAUUGAGGGGACUUAGUUAUCUUCACAGCAAUAAAGUUAUUCACAGGGAUAUCAAAGGCCAAAAUGUUCUGUUAACCGACAAUGCUGAAGUUAAGCUAGUUGAUUUUGGUGUCAGUGCACAGUUAGACAGAACAAUAGGUAGAAGAAAUACAUUUAUUGGAACGCCAUAUUGGAUGGCUCCAGAAGUAAUAGCAUGUGAUGAAAACCCUGAUGCCACAUAUGACAAUAGAAGUGAUCUUUGGUCACUCGGUAUUACUGCUUUGGAAAUGGCUGAAUCGCAACCUCCACUUUGUGAUCUUCAUCCAAUGCGGGCCCUGUUUUUGAUUCCACGUAACCCACCACCAAGACUGAAGUCGAAAAAAUGGGCGAAGAAAUUCCAUAGUUUUAUCGAAACAGUGUUAGUAAAAGAUUAUCAUCAACGACCGUAUACGGAACAGCUUCUUAAACAUCCGUUUAUCCGGGACCAACCGACUGAGCGACAAGUGAGGAUACAGCUUAAAGACCAUAUCGAUCGCUGUAAAAAACGUAAACAAGAAAAAGAAAGGGACGAUUAUCGAUACAGUGGUAGUGAAAAUGAGGAGGAUGAGCCAGCAUUGGCUGGCGAACCGUCAUCCAUUGUUCAAGCUCCUGGUGGCGAUACGUUGCGUAGAAAUUUCCAACAAAUUCAGGAAGGUAGGACUCUAACUCAAGACGUAGCUCCUCAACCACCUGCCGCUAAAGAAAAACCGAGUGGCAGAUCUCAAAGAGACAUACCAGAGCCAGGGCCGCCUGCACGACCUGCCAUUCCUCACAGACUAAUCGUAGUUCCAGAUCCGCAACCACCGUCACGACCAUUACCACCGACGCCUAGAGACGAUCCACGACAACCACAUAAAGUUUCCACGCCACCUUCCAAUCAUCAGCCACCCGUCGCUGGUAGCGGUAGUGGAAGCUCUGGCGGUCAAUCUGCCUCUCAAAGAAACAGUCACGUGUUCAAACCUAUGCUGCCGCCAAGGAGGCCGGAGGACUUGGACAUGCUGGCCGCUCAACUCAACGAGCUUGGUGUGUCACAGGGCCCAGAGGCCCCGCCAAGGCCGAACAGACAGCAUAAGGGCCCUGCUGCAUCGUCAACAUCGAAUUCUGUUCAGCUGGCAAGCAGUAACGAUCAGAACAACAAACAGAUGCCGCAAUCCUCUAGUAUUCUUGAUCAAGCUUUGUCUGUUGAAAGUGAUAGCGAUGACGAUCUUGAAGAUGCAGGAGGAAACAACGUGAGGAACGAUGGAACUCUACUCGCGAGCGACCCACCGAAACCUUUACCCGAAUUUUCUCCUUUCAGACCAUCUACAGAUCCAUCGUCGAUGUCCUCACAUAAUGCCCAGAACUCACAUCAUCAAGGUAAGACCAAAGGCGGUGCACCAAAUCGACCACUUCCGCCAACGCCUGACGAGGAAGAAUCAGAUCGUACACUAGUCAUGAAACGGAAACUUAGUCAGAUGUCAGACGAUCGCGCUACGGCUAGCAGCAACCGGCGCUCCGAGGCAGACGAGCAGCUACUCCUGAAGGAGUGGGAUUUCACCCGCUUCUUCCAGGGUUUUAACGAAAGGUUGGAUAAGAUGAAACAACAAGAACACCCACAAGAAACGCCCGACACGAAUAAGUCUGGUAGCGAGGAUCUUUCUUCGUCGUCUACCGAGAGAACCUUGAAGAGACAGCAGCAGUUGUCACGUAGGAAGUACGAAAAUCAGCAACAACAGCAACAUCAUCAGAAACAACAACAACAACAACAACAACAACAACAACAGCAGCAGCAGCAGUUAAAACCGGUGCAUAGACGACAAGAAAGCGACUCGAAGCUUGGCAAUACGUCCAGCGCUUUUGCACGUGCUUUCCGCCGUGAGAAUUCCGAUUUUUUUCCAUCCGCAAGACACUCUGCGUAUUUACAGAAGUCGGAUUCCUCAAGGUCGAGUAUAUUCGCAAGCGGUAAUCGGCGCGGAAGCGAGAUAAGUGUUGCUGGCAUUGCUGGUAAAAAGGGCAAUGCUGUCAGUACCGGUGAACCGGUACUCACAGACUUUUCAUUCGACCGUGACGGUCUUCAAAGGCCUAGAAGAGAAAAGACAGAGAGCGAGAUCGUUUUCGGUAGUAGACACGAGGCCAGAAGGUUCGACUUUGGACGCGAUAAAGACGACACUACGAGGAGACGCAGUUGUAGACCAUCAGAUGCGGUCUCUGCCGCUGUUGACGAAGCAGGAACUAUAAAAUCUACGGCCAGUACAACGGCUAGCGAGUACAGCCCCAUUGUCACUCAGAACCGAGAAGGUGGUGAUCGGUCAAGAGGAGGCGGAGGUGACUUCCAGAGAUCGGACUCGUCCCCUGGAUCACGACCAAGCUCUGUCCUACCUGAUCUUCUCACCUCAUCUCCGAGUCAACGACAGGACAAAUCAACCAGCGAGGAGUAUCGGCAAGCUGUUAAAUCACCACCUCCGUUUGCGCUUCAACAGAAGCAGAGGUCUUUCCUGACAUUUGGAUUCGGCGCUGGACCAGCCAGGAGGGAGUCUCACGUGAACGUUAACGUAACACCGACCAGUCACGAUUUAGCCUCUGAUACGCCUGAAAUACGCAAAUAUAAAAAACGUUUUAACAGCGAGAUACUUUGCGCUGCAUUAUGGGGAGUAAAUCUGUUGAUUGGCACCGAGAAUGGCCUUAUGCUGUUAGAUAGAAGUGGUCAGGGUAAAGUGUAUCAACUGAUCAGCAGAAGACGAUUCCAACAAAUGGAAGUCCUCGAAGGUCAAAACAUUUUGGUCACAAUUAGCGGAAAGAAGAAUCGAGUACGAGUGUACUAUCUUUCCUGGCUCAAGAGUAAGAUUCUACGAACCGACGGACACAGCGACCAAGUGGAACGACGCAACGGUUGGAUCAACGUUGGUGAUCUUCAAGGGGCGGUGCAUUUCAAAAUAGUCAAAUACGAGAGAAUAAAGUUUCUCGUUAUCGCGCUGAAGGAUUCCAUAGAAAUUUAUGCAUGGGCGCCGAAGCCUUACCACAAAUUCAUGGCUUUCAAGUCGUUCGGCGAGCUCGCGCACAGGCCACUUCUCGUAGAUCUUACCAUAGAAGAAGGCACAAGAUUGAAAGUGAUCUACGGUAGCGCCGAUGGCUUUCACGCUGUUGAUUUGGACUCGGCUACGGUUUACGAUAUUUAUCUACCAAAACAUACUCAGGGUCCUAUUUGUCCACAUUGCAUUGUCGCAUUACCCAACAGUAAUGGAAUGCAGUUACUGUUGUGUUAUGAUAACGAAGGUGUAUAUGUGAACACUUACGGUAGAGUAUCCAAGACGAUGGUCCUUCAAUGGGGUGAAAUGCCUACGAGUGUUGCUUAUAUCGGCACAGGACAAAUUAUGGGCUGGGGCAAUAAGGCGAUCGAGAUUAGGAGCGUAGAAAGUGGUCACCUCGACGGUGUAUUCAUGCACAAGAAAGCUCAACGGCUCAAGUUCCUUUGCGAGCGUAAUGAUAAGGUAUUUUUCUCGUCAGCAAAAGGCGGAAGUUCGUGCCAGAUUUACUUCAUGACAUUAAAUAAACCUGGCAUGGCUAACUGGUGAUCCCGAAUGAGGCCAAAUCUGGCCCCAACAUUAUCUUCGCGUAUAACGAUACAAAAUCUAUCGCGUGUAUCAGGAUAUUUAUCUUCGAUAUUCAUGUUAACUCGUUUUUCACUGCCAAGAUUAAACAACGCCAUGGAAGACAGAAAAUGUUUGCAGCGCAGUCAAUAUCAUUCUCAAUUUUAUUAUAAUCGUCGUCGUCUUCGCCGUCAUUAUCGCCAUCAUCGCCACCAUCAACGUCAUCGACACCACCACCAUCAUCGUCAUCGCCACCGUCAUCGACAUCGACACUGUCAUCGUUAUCGUCGUCGACAUCAUCAUCAGUGCCACCACCGUCACCAUCACGACCGUCAUCGUUCACCUCAGCGAGACCAUUACGGUCGAUAUCACUGUUUUUGCUCGAGUAAUUGCACAUCAAUUCAGGGAAAUGAAACCUACCGCGAGGUAUACCUAAAGAGUUUUCAGUUGUUUUUCCAGAGUACACGAGGGACGCUAAUAUUUGUAAAUCUUCUUGUAAAGAAAUUUCUGCGCUUUUUUAACCGAUUAUCUUUCGUAAUACGGCUUAGCGUAUGAGAGCACACGUAGAUUUUUUUAUAAGAUGGUUCCUUCCUCACACCUAUGUCCCUUUACAUAAAAGAGAGUAGGAACAAAGUACAUGCACAAAAUUCAUUUACACUUUUUGUGAUAAGAUUCGUUACUAUUUUUAUCAUUGUCUGAGUAUCUUCAACGCUAUCAAUUUCAAGCUUCAUCUUGGAAGUACCGUCAAUUUCGAAAGAAAGCAGAAGAAAACU
Messenger RNA from Hylaeus anthracinus, 5523 nucleotides. It is a transcript of the gene msn, whose product is annotated as serine/threonine-protein kinase mig-15. Gene Ontology annotation, biological process: protein phosphorylation. The coding region runs from base 749 to 4735 and encodes 1328 amino acids. Lineage: Eukaryota; Metazoa; Arthropoda; Insecta; Hymenoptera; Colletidae. The transcript is spliced from 21 exons. The record is from RefSeq and is a predicted model, not a curated record. Gene Ontology annotation, molecular function: ATP binding; protein kinase activity.